Molecule: messenger RNA, 921 nt
Organism: Colletotrichum phormii
Lineage: Eukaryota; Fungi; Ascomycota; Sordariomycetes; Glomerellales; Glomerellaceae
Product: S1/P1 nuclease
Exons: 3
Coding region: 1-921 (306 amino acids)
Biological process (GO): DNA catabolic process
Molecular function (GO): nucleic acid binding; endonuclease activity
Source: RefSeq, a predicted model, not a curated record
AUGCGUCUCUCUACCAUUCUCCUGGCCGCGGCCGUCAGACCGGCUGUUUCUUGGGGCAAUGUCGGUCACCGUACCGUCGGAUACCUCGCCGAGAAAUACCUGACUGAUGAAGCUGCCGCCAUAUACGGUGACCUGCUCGCCAACGAUCGCAACUACGACUUCUCCGAUGCCGCGACUUGGGCCGACACGCUCAGAGGCCACAUGGGCUGGGCAAGCCAGUAUCACUACAUCAACCCCAAAGACGACCCUCCUAACCUAUGCGGCAUGAAGUACCCUCAAGACUGCCCAUCCAGCGGCUGCAUCAUCUCCGCCAUCACAAACUAUACAUCUCAAAUCCUCGAUACGAGCCUCCCGCACAUUGACCGGAAGAACGCGACGAUGUUUGUAAUACACUUCUUGGGCGAUAUUCAUCAACCCCUCCACGCCACGGGCCUCCUCCGCGGCGGCAACGAUAUCCGGCCCGUCUGCUGGCGCCGUCAGCCCAACCACGGAGUCUGCAACGGCCCGAUGAGCCUACACUCCGUCUGGGACACACAGAUUCCGCACCGCAUCCGCGGUCUGCCGCCGCACUUGAGCAUUCCGCAAGAGAAGAUCGCCGCCGCCGCAUGGGCUGCUGACCUCUAUCAACGCCAAGACCAGGCGGGCGUUAACGCGACGGCCGGGCAGUGCAUCGAUUUGAAGACGGGAUCUUGUGCAUUGGGAUGGGCUACGGAGUCGAAUGCCUACGUCUGUUCGCACGUGCUGAAGAAGGGCCUGGCUUGGUUGAAGUCGAAUGACCUCAGCGAGGGGUACUUUGACGAGAACUGGGAGGUCGUUGAUGAGGUUAUUGGGAAGGCGGGUGUGAGGCUGGGGGCGUGGUUGAAUGCUAUUGCUGAGAGGUUGUCUGCUGAGCAGAAGGGGCCUGUGUUUGAGGAUCUUUGA